Messenger RNA from Aspergillus japonicus CBS 114.51, 5460 nucleotides. Its product is annotated as WD40 repeat-like protein. The coding region runs from base 1 to 5208 and encodes 1735 amino acids. Gene Ontology annotation, cellular component: cytoplasm; Cul4-RING E3 ubiquitin ligase complex. Gene Ontology annotation, molecular function: protein binding. Gene Ontology annotation, biological process: negative regulation of fatty acid biosynthetic process. Lineage: Eukaryota; Fungi; Ascomycota; Eurotiomycetes; Eurotiales; Aspergillaceae. The record is from RefSeq and is a predicted model, not a curated record. The transcript has 7 exons.
AUGAAAGAGUCCCUCUACGAUCGUAUCUGGCGUCGAGAAUCUGGGGGAUUUUCCUACUUGGCUGGCAUUCAUGGCCUUUAUGGCUCUCCGGAAUGGGUCCAGGACCUUGAUAUUGUAAACGAGCUUGGUGGUCACUCUGGUUGUGUCAAUGCUUUGAGCUGGUCGCGGUCUGGCCGCCUGCUGGCUUCGGGUUCGGAUGAUCAGCACUUGAACAUCUACGCCUACCAACCCGACUCCUCAGCAGCUCCCUUUGCGCUCAGCACCACCAUCGACACCGGUCAUACCGCCAACAUCUUUUCCGUCAAGUUUAUGCCACAUUCCAAUGAUCGAACCCUAGUCUCAUGUGCCGGGGACUCCCAAGUCCGCGUCUUCGACAUUGAGUAUUCCAGUAGCAAUGGGCAUCUGGCUGGAAAUUCGACCUUCGCUUCAUCGGCAAGAAGUCGACGCUUUCAGAACUUCUUCAACACCUCUCACUAUUUGAGCCCGAUAACCACCAAUGCAAAAGUUUAUCGUAGUCAUGCCGACCGGGUCAAGCGCAUUGUUACUGAGUCGUCUCCGCAUCUCUUUCUGACCUGUUCGGAGGACGGAGAAGUUCGCCAAUGGGAUCUGCGACAGCCCUCAUCGGCCUAUCCCAAACCUCGGGGGGGUCAGGGCUACAUGGCUUUUCGAUCGGGACAGGAUCACGAUGAUUCUAAUGUGCCCCCUCCGCUGAUCUCGUACAAGAAAUACCGCCUGGACCUCAACACCAUCUCAUGCUCUCCUAGUCAACCACAUUAUAUCGCGCUGGGCGGUGCUCAUCUACAUUGCUUCCUUCAUGAUCGGCGUAUGUUGGGUCGGGACCUCAUCGCUGAGAGGGGCGCAUCAAGUACUUCUCCUGGGAGUAGUAGCCAAGGAGCAGAUAUUCUGGAUGACGCGACGAAGUGCGUUCGCCGGUUCGCGCCCGAUGGGCAGGAUCGCAUGAAGACUCGGGACGACGGCCAUAUUACAGCCUGCAAGAUCAGUGAUGCAAAUCCGAAUGAGAUGGUGGUCAGCUGGUCGGGCGACCAUAUCUAUAGCUUUGAUCUCAUCCGCAGCGCAGAUGCGAGAGAAGCGAGAUCGCGGCAAUCAUCAGUGCGGGAAACACCCGCGCCACGGAAACGUCGAUACAGCAAAAACCGCAAACGAAAGCGACACAAUUGCACGUCAAUGUCAUCCGACUCGAGUGGAAACCAGCCUCCCUCCAGACGUCGACCCAGAGACCGUCAGGAUGAAGGCGAGUUAGCAUUUCGCGUGCGUUACGGCAAUGGAGAGUCAGAGGACAUUCCUAUCCCAUCUCUGACGCAGCGUCGGGCUGAGGUUCCGGAGAGCUUACUCGAGCAAUCGAGGCUGGCAGUGCUCAGUGACGCUCAAAGACUCAGCAUGCGUAUCGCCAAAGAAGUAGUCAAGCUUCGCAAAGCUAUUUUCUCGCUCGAUACGUCAGCGCGCGAAGAACUUGAAUUAGCCAGUGCAACAGAUCUGACACCGUUUGGCGAGUCCUUUUCCACAGCAUUGGGUCAUGCGUCGAUCUGCCUGCCGCAGAUGAGUACGGUCAUGCGCACAUGGGGCUAUCCACUCAAUCCUUCUUCAGAUAUGGUGCGCUUUCAGCAAACUCUGCGUCGUAACCGGGAGUCCGCCUGGAGCUUUGUCCAGGCUGCAGGAACGAUAGCUCGAGCUCUAGGAGGCGAGCUCCAGAAUACGCCUGGGAACGUGGACAACGAGAUGGAGCAAUUCCAACAGUUAUCGCCGCUGAAGGUUGAAUAUGCGCCCGAUCGCAGAGAGCACUUUGGUUAUGACUUUAUCAAGGCUAUCAUACUUUAUGUGAAAGGGGGUCGAGAAGCUCUGCUGUCAGGCUUCAAGCGUGGGCCCAUUCGUCGGGACACACUCAGCAGAUUCCCUAUCCCUGAAGCCGCAGAUGACCGUGCGAUUGAGUCAACCCUCAUUCCUUAUCUUCAGCGGCUAGCGGGAGAGGCCCCGGUGGUGAAUGUUGAUGCAUCUAGGUUCGAACACGACGAGGCCCGUAUUCUUUUUGCGACGCAACGCGAAGCGGUAGCCGCCUUCGCCACUGCGAUCAGAUCGCCCGCUCAAAGCCCGGUUGACGGCGGAGCAUCGAACGGGGCCACGCACGGCGGGGCAGCUUACAGGGCAAACUCUAACGAGACACCUACCCAUGCCCCCGAUUUGUUUCAGCUUACACAGUUUUGGGUGCUGAAGGUGGCUCGCGGCAUACUCAUGGAGAGCGGGACCGGCGUCAACUAUGCUUUUGUUAACAGAGCCUUCGGUGGCUUUCGGGCCACGGUGACGCCUGGCUCUGAAUCAGAUAUGGAUCCGGAGAGGUCACAGAACGAUCUGGAAACAAACAUGGAAGAGGAACCUAUUCGCGAUGUCCGGUUGAAAAUACUCCGGGGCCAGCAACUCAGCAGAGAAGAAUCCGAUGACUGUGCCAGCGAAGCGACCGAGUCAGUGUCGUCUCUACAGGGCAUCCCAAGCUUCCCGGGGUGGUUGGACAUGGGUAGUGAAACCGAGAACGACUCGGAGGACGAUGAACAGGGCGGACUUGACGAUAAUGAGGACGAUGACGAAAACGAGAUUGACGAUGAUGACAAUGAUGAGGAGGAGGAGGAGGAAGAGGAUGAGGAUGAAUCUGACCUGGACUCGGAUAGUCCAGCGAACGACAGCGAUGACGACUCGGAGGCCGAAAGUCGCAUGUUCAGGGAGUACGGGCUGCACCCCAGACAAAGAGAGUAUGUGCACCUGGAUGUUCCUUGUUCCUCACAUACGCGCGUGUAUCGCGGUCACUGCAAUGUCAAGACAGUCAAAGAUGUCAAUUUCUACGGGUUGGACGAUGAGUUUGUCGUUAGUGGAAGCGACUCGGGCCAUGUUUUUAUAUGGGAUCGGAAAACAUGCAAGCUAGUCAACAUUCUAGAAGGCGACAGUGAAGUCGUCAACGUUGUCCAGGGACAUCCCUAUGAGCCUACUAUAGCCGCUUCUGGGAUUGACAACACCAUCAAGAUUUUCUCACCCGAUCGCCGUGCUCAGGAUGAUGCGCGCCGUGGAAUCAACAUUCUUGAUCCCGAUAACCCCGCCAAUACGCUUGGGCCUAAUGUGAGAGGGAUUGGAGGGUUGGCCACUCGCAAACGCUUACACGACAGUUAUCGAAUCAUGAAUCAGAAUGAUGUUGAUCGACAAGGCGGGAUGAGCGAGGCGUCGAUCACCAGACAUAUGCUAGCCCGUCUGGCUACCACCUUGCGGGAUCAACAGUACAAUGUGGAGCCUGGUGGGGAAGGGGAACAUGCCACCCUGGUUUUGGACGAGAACAGCUGUCAUCCUUUCGCAGCAUGUAGCUUGGCUGUCAACAUGCGUUCCAUUACUGGAGAUAUUUCGUUCCAUAUCAGGAUUCUCCGACAGUCCAAGAUGCAAGCCCUGCAGGAGCGAGCUGAUACAACAGCGCGGCUCUACGGAGAUCCUCACAACCCACACCUUUACUAUGAGCGAGGUCUCGUGCAUGAGAAACUGGGAUUCUCCGAUCUAGCGUCGGCCGAUGCGUACCGCGCUUUAUCUCUCCUCGACUCGGUCGUUGACCCGGACGGCUGCGAAUUCCACGCUCGACGCAGGAUUCAAGAUUCUCCGGAGACCGCAGAGUCAAAGGCUCGCGAAAGUAACGACGACGACGACGACGACGACGACGAUGAUGACCAGUUCACUCCACUUACGCAGUCCGAAUACGAUGCCCUCAUUCACCCCGUCUACGCCUUAUUAGUCCGCUCCCUCGUCAGCUGUGGCUGCUUCCGUGACGCCUAUGAAUUCUGUGCACGGGGAUUGAGUAGUAUUGGUAGCACUAGCGACAACCAGACCGCCUCAGACCGGGAAGCCCACGCCACCUUAGCGGCACAGCUGGCGACAUUGCAACGGGAGUUCGCCCGCCGACGCAACCUCCCUUCCUCUACCACGGAGAUUGUGAUUGACGAUCCCAGCGCCCUGCCGGCGCAGGGACUUGCCCGCCGCGUUCUCUACCCCUGGAACACGCACGAACCCGACCGCAAAUCCCCCGAGACUCUGGCUCUCCUGAACGAGAAGCUACGGACGGUGGCGCCCAAGUGCGAGGUCCGGGCUGUCGCAUUACCGGCGCUGCACUCUAUCACCACCACCACCAAGCCGAACCCCUCCUCCUCCUCCUCCUCCUCCGAACAAGACCAAGAACAAGAGCAGCAAGGAGAAGUCAGCAUCCAACUGGGCCUCUUCGCCAAAGAAGACAUUCACCCCGGCGAAACCAUCCUCCGCGAAAACUCGCUGUUGACCGCCACCAACCGUCUCCACGACGACCUGUGCGACGCCUGCAAUGGCCCGCUCCCCGAGCUCUCGGCCGACGACCCGCCCGUGGCGUGCGCCAACGGCUGCGACGACACGAUCUUCUGCUCGCCGGCCUGCCACGACCAAGCCCAACAGGUCUACCACGGGGCCGUGUGCGGGCUGAUGGAGAACCUCGAGUCCAUCGGCAAGGACAUCCCCGACCCGAAGGACAAGGCCGACUCCCUGUAUCUGCUGCUGCUGGGGCGGGCGCUGGCGAUGGCGGCGACGCAGGAGAUGCAUCCGCUGGAGCUGGGGGAGGUGAAGUUCAUCUGGGGCGAUUUCGUGGAUUUUGAUGUGCUGGACCACGGCGCUGCUGCUGCUGCUGCUGCUGAAGAUGGCACCCUCCCCUUCUCCUUCCAGCUCAACAUCCUCCAGCCCAUGCGCCUCCUCGAGGAGAUGGAGAUCGACCCCUACGCCAACCUCCGCCUUUACGACACCUGGGUCCUCAACACCCUGUACGCCAAGUUCCGGGGCACCGCCUCCGGCCGCCUCUCCACCUGGGACGGCGGGCCCGAGCUCUGCGCCGUCCACCCCCUCUGGUGUCUGGCCAACCACUCGUGCGACCCCAAUGUCCGCUGGGAGUGGGGCGGCGAGAUCACCUUCGUCGCCCGGGCGGAGGCCGAGCGCGCCGUGUGGAAUCUGCCCUCCGGUGCAACCACCUCUGAGGCGGAGGCUGCGCCCAAGUGCAGGCGCGUCGGGGCGGGGAUCAAGAAGGACGAGGAGAUCCUGAACCAUUACUGUGAUAUCGAGCUGGGGGUCAAUGAUCGUCGGGAGUGGGCCCGCGGCGCCUUGGGCGGGUUCUGUCUGUGUGAGCGGUGUCGGUUCGAGGCCGGGGAGAUGUGAUGUCCGAUUUUUCGUGUCUUGUGCAUUGUGUGUACAUGUGUUAGGAUGGUAGGAAGGGCGAGGAGAAGCGGUGUGUGGGGUUCCUGUGCUUCAUAGAUUGCGGUGAUUAGAGAUCGAUUUGAGAUACCCCGGGUGGUGAUAUAUAUACAUAUACAAGAAGCUAGAUAUAUAGAAGUGGACAGGACAGGACAGGACAGAGCAGAGCUAGUUAGCUGCCAUACAUUUGGUGUGAUGUGCGUUGCUACUGUGCAG